Nematolebias whitei (Rio pearlfish) is the source of this 829-nucleotide messenger RNA. RefSeq names its product PHD finger protein 20-like protein 1. Gene Ontology annotation, cellular component: nucleus; MLL1 complex; NSL complex. Gene Ontology annotation, biological process: regulation of transcription by RNA polymerase II. The record is from RefSeq and is a predicted model, not a curated record. NCBI's taxonomy places the organism in Eukaryota, Metazoa, Chordata, Actinopteri, Cyprinodontiformes, Rivulidae.
UGCGCUGUACGGUCCUAUGUGCAGUGCAGUUCAACAGAGGCUCCAGAGAUGAAAACUCCGCCUGACAGGUUGGGGCUUACCUUUGAGGUCGGAGGUCAGCUGGAAGCCCGAGAUCGACAGAAGAACUGGUACCCGGCAACCAUUGAGAAGAUCGACUACGACAAAGAGCGGGUUCUGGUCCACUACCGCCGGUGGAGCCGGCGCCACGACGAAUGGUUCCACUGGAACUCUCCGUCCAUGCGUCCCCUGGAGCGGGUCAGUCUGAGGAAGCAGGGCCGGACCCCCCAACAGUCUCCCUCGACGUUCGUUUCAGGUAAGAAGGUUCUGGCCUGUUGGACCGACUGUCGCUUCUACCCGGCGAAAAUCCUCAAGGUCAACAAGGACGAUUCUUACACGGUGCGGUUCUACGACGGCGUGGUCCGGACCGUGAAGCCCACCAAGAUCAAACCCUUCCUGAAAAAGUCCAAAUCUGACAAAAGUGCUGUGGGGAGUGAAGGAUGGGAGGAGGGGGAGAGUGAGGAAGAGGAGGAGGAGAUCAGUGAGGGAGGAGAGGAAGAGGAGGGGGAGAAGAAGGGAGAAGAGGAAAAGGUGAUGUCAGAGGAGAGGGAUGGAGCUGAGGAGGAGAGGAAGAGGAAGGCGGAGCCUUCAUCUUUCCAACCACCAACAAAGAAGAAAACAGAUAACAGCAGCGACGAGGGAGCUCAGGAUCAACCAACCACAGCUGACUCCGCCUCUUCUGCUGUUCCUAACCCCGCCCACGUGGACCCAGACAUCCUGUUGGAGCGUCAGGCCCACCUGCCCACCACGCACAAGUUCAGCCGAGAGCCAC